UCGUCUGAGGAAGCGAGUUAUGUCUCGUCCCGAUGCUGAACCUAUACUGUAAUUGUAGAACACAGAAAAACGUCGUCCUCAUGGUUAUCUUCUCAGACAGUUAAUUUCACGCCAACAAUCUACUCGCGUUUUAGAACAGCUUUUAUUUGCCUUAUUUAUUCUGAGAGAGUUCAGAUUUUAUGUCAAAUAUUUAUUUAUAGUUUCAAAACGUUUACAUGGCUACAGCAAGCGGCAAUUGUAACCACGGCAGCGCCCGUUCAGAGAAGGACAGGUUGGUUUCCUCUGUGUCUCCUCGCGGCUACGGCUCCAGCGACAGCAGCGGCAAGCCUGUUCACCACAGAGACAGCCAUGGCAACCCCCGGUUGCCCACGGCGACGGCGGGUGGUUGGCUGGGGGCGGAGCAGGGAGAGGAGGCCCUGCGCAGGAAGAUCAAGUACUUCUUCAUGAGCCCCUGUGACAAGUUCCACGCCAAGGGCCGCAAGCCCUUCAAACUGGGCCUGCAGCUGCUCAAGAUUGUCAUUGUCACCGUGCAGCUGGUGUUGUUUGGCCUCAGCAACCAGAUGGUGGUGACGUUCAAGGAGGAGAACACCAUGUCCUUUAAGCACAUCUUCCUGAAGGACUAUGACGAGGGCUCCGACGACACGUUGGCCGUGUACACACAGAGCGAUGUCUACAAACACAUCUUCCACGCCGUAGACCAGUAUGUGGUGCUACACGAGACCACGGUGGGACACUAUGCGUACGUCUAUGGGGUCGGGGUGAACGGGAGUGCCCUCUCGCUCUGCCAGCAGUACUACAAGAAGGGCAGCAUCGAUCCCGCCAAUGAUACCUUCAACAUUGACCCUCGUGUUAUCACAGAUUGUGUGGGAGUUAACCCUCUGUCAGUCCCUCGAGCGCCUUUAGGCAGUGACUACAAGAACUUUACCCUCAAGUUCCACAAACUCAUAAACGUGACGAUACAGUUCCAACUAAAGGCCAUCAACAUUCAGACCAUCAUCAACAACGAGAUUCCUGACUGUUACACCUUCUUCAUAACGAUAGUCCUGGACAACAAGGCUCACAGUGGUAAAGUGAGGAUCAGUCUGGAAAACCAGGCUUUUAUAAAGGAGUGUAAAGACCCCAGUGUGUCUGGCCACGCGGAGAACUACACACGGCUAGCGCUUGACGUGGUGGUGGCGAUCGUUUGUAUGCUGUCCCUGCUGCUGUGUGGCCGCUCCAUACUCCGCGGCAUCAUACUACAGGCCGAGUUUGUCGAGUUCUUCAAGACUAACCUGGGCCGGAAAGUAAGUUGGGAUGAAAGGAUGGAAUUCAUCAAUGGCUGGUACAUCCUGCUCAUCAUCAGUGACGUCCUCACCAUCAUCGGCAGCGCCAUUAAGAUCGGCAUCGAGUCCAAGAAUAUGUCAUCGUAUGAUGAGUGUGGCAUCCUGUUGGGGACCUCCACCUUGUUGGUGUGGGUCGGAGUCAUUCGCUACCUCAGCUUCUUCCAGAAGUACAAUAUCCUGAUCGUGACCUUGCGAGCUGCGUUCCCCAACGUGAUCCGGUUCUGCUGCUGUGUGGCUGUCAUCUACCUGGGCUACUGCUUCUGUGGCUGGAUCGUGCUGGGGCCCUAUCACGUCAAGUUCCGCUCUCUCUCCAUGGUGUCGGAGUGCCUGUUCUCGCUGAUCAACGGCGACGACAUGUUUGUGACCUUCUCGGAGAUGCAGGAGAGCAGCACGCUGGUGUGGGUGUUCAGCCAGGUCUACCUGUACACCUUCAUCUCCCUCUUCAUCUACAUGGUACUGUCGCUCUUCAUCGCCCUCAUCACCGGCGCCUACGAAACUAUCAAGCAUCAAACCCAGGAGCCCUACCACAUUACGGACCUGCACGCCUUCAUCGCAGAGUGCACUGACACGCCCAGCUCGGGGAUGUUCCGGGGCCUAGAGACCUCGCCAUGCUCUUUCUUCUGCUGUUGUGACAGAACGACAACAUACGAGGAUGUCCUUUUGGUGAACUGACUGGGCUGGGGUGUCUGGACCUACAGCGCUGUCUGCUGGCCGGAGCACCACACUGCAUCCAGAUUUUAAUUGUCAUUACCAUCAAAUCUGGGUCAGGCAUGAGCACUUACUUGAAUUAGGGGACUCAGUUCAACCAUAUACAGACAGAGGACUGUGAGCUGAAAGCCUAAUCUUUUUUUGAUUGGAUUCAUUGGCCAGACCUCCUGCAUUGUGUGAAUGUUAUAGGGAUGUUGCCUGGAUGUUACAUAGUAACAUACAGCUCAACACAGCAUUCCCCACACAGAAAGAGAACAACAGUAUUUUAGCAAAAAUCUGGAUAUAUGCACAAUCCAUACUUGCUGAGGACCAUAGUGCAAUGUGAAAUGUCUUGUUAGCAUUCAUGCUAACGUUUAGCUGCUUUUAAUUGUUUUACAUGGGUUUUUAGGUGUUCAGUAAGCUGCAAAAUGGACAAGAACUGGACAAAGCAUGCUAUUAAUAUCAGAAGUUCUGGUUAUAUAUGAAGGGGAUGACAAUGACAUGCAUACUUCAUACUAGGUCAGAGACUGCUCUGGAGUAGCAUUUCCACUGUCCCUAAAAGGAGAGGGCACUUAAGCCCAAGUCACAUGACUCACCCAAGAACAUCAUUGCCCUGUCAUGAGGCGCAAGCCCAGCAAGAACUGCUGAGAGCAAGGCUGGCUUCGCCACAGUGCUUUGUGUUUCGCCACAGUGCUUUGUGGUCGCCACCGCUGCACUCAAGUGUACAAGUAAAUUGAACUUAAACCCUGCACUGCAUCUGGACCCAAUGGCUCACCCAAUAGCCUUAAUCUUUGCUCAGAUGUACAAAUCUCCUGCCUAAUAGGCUGAGUUUAGACAGGCAGUCCAAUUCUGCUCUUCUUUUGACCAAUCACAUCAGAUCUUUUUCAGAGUUGAUCCGUUUUGGUAAAAAAAAAUACAGAUUAGUAGAUAUAAGAUAAGACUUGAGCUUCCUGUCUAAACGCAGCCAUAGUAUUUCAGAGUUUAAGACCGAUCCAUUAACAAAACUGUACUUACACCAAGGUGCUGGUUCUGGUCUCCAGGAACAAUAUCCAUAGAAUUGUCCUGUAGUUUAAGUUGGACAGAGAAAGAGAUGCAGUGCAUCAUCUCAAGCACGCCUACAGUACCAGUAGUUUCAGUAGGUGUCCAUCCGAUGACACAGCACACAGGGUAAAUGUCAGUGCUAUUGUUGAUUUGUGCGUGUCAAGUUGUACACUGUACAUGUCCUGUUCACGACGCACAAGUGAUGCUGCUUCAUCAGAGGUCAUUGGAAAGGGGACCCGUAGUGAAGUAGUCAAAUCCACUCCGAGUCUCACAAAGACCCACUAACACAAUACCCACCAUGGCACAGCAUUCCGGUCGCAAUGGUAAUGUGACUUUCCAAUUUUGCCUGAGCUGAAUGUAACUUCUUUAAAUGAGGAAACUACAUGAUUGGAAAAUGGAGGGUUCAUCUUUUUUUGGGGGGUGGGGGGGG
This is a messenger RNA of Salvelinus fontinalis (brook trout), 3480 nucleotides long. Its product is annotated as mucolipin-1-like. Gene Ontology annotation, molecular function: NAADP-sensitive calcium-release channel activity. The transcript is spliced from 14 exons. Lineage: Eukaryota; Metazoa; Chordata; Actinopteri; Salmoniformes; Salmonidae. Gene Ontology annotation, cellular component: lysosomal membrane; plasma membrane. Bases 216 to 1994 code for a protein of 592 amino acids. The record is from RefSeq and is a predicted model, not a curated record.